Messenger RNA from Melampsora larici-populina 98AG31, 1206 nucleotides. RefSeq lists its product as uncharacterized. Lineage: Eukaryota; Fungi; Basidiomycota; Pucciniomycetes; Pucciniales; Melampsoraceae. Bases 1 to 1206 code for a protein of 401 amino acids. The record is from RefSeq and is a predicted model, not a curated record. The transcript is spliced from 5 exons.
AUGCUUGGGAAUCACAAUAUUCAAGGUCAACCUCGAGCUGUGAGCGAAACACAUGUUGACAUCAACUUAACUGUUACACCACCGCCACGAUACCCUGAAGUGGCCAUUCAACCUAGCUUGGAAGCUGACGAGGCCAAACCAAGCCUUGUCAAGCUAUGGUUCCACGUCUAUACUCCGAUCCCGAAGACCAAGGCUGAAAAACAAGCCGGAACCGCCCAGAAGUACAUCGAUCUCACAAGUGAGCCGGCUUUCAACUCUGUCAUUCAAAUCCACGGGGCUACACUCGUCGAUGUCAAAGAGGCCGUCUUUGAUGCUUGUGCUGAAGUCAAAGCGGUAUGUGGAUCGCUUCUCAGAGAGGCUGAUCUAGAUGGUAAGUUGGCAUUCAAAGGCUACGUGGCUGGCCGUGGACCGUUUCUCAAGUCGGCCUUGAAAAUGAUUGCAUCGGAGGUGGUCCUUGACCAGUUCAAGGAAACCAUGAAGGCCAACAAGGGUAAAGAAGUUGAUUUCAAACUUUUCAUUGAUAAUCCAAAGACUGCCAAUCGUCUAAAAUCAAAGGAGGACACUUUUGAUCGAGCCACUCUUGACAGUCAUCCAAAUUCAUUGGCUCCUCAUCGAAUCGAUGAAUUAGAAAUGCACAUAAAAUGGCAGCGUAUCCGAGUCAAGCUCAUGCAGGACUAUGGAUGUGUCUCAAUUGGCGGUUGGGAGUGUAUGGGGCUUAUCAACCCAGAAAAUACCAACGAGGCAGUCCACUUGAGCCAUUUGAUGAUGGAUACUUGGGCAACUGCAUUGUUCAAACGCAAACCUGGAGCAACCGAGAUGGUGCCUCCCAAGCUACCUGAAUUCCGAUUUUGCCGCAUUUCCAACCAACCUGGUCAUCCUCAUGGACAACCUGCUGCCCCUGCCGAUAACGUUCAAACUACUUCACAAAUUCCCAACAAUCGUACCGAGUCACCUAUUCCAGGUCCUCCUCCACCUCUCAAAGACUUCCUUACUUGGGCCAAGAUUUCACCAGACGAUGAAAACACCCGUGCCCUUCUCAAGAAGCUCGACAUCAUUGAUUACAAAGCAUUCCUUUCGCCCUCUUUAAAUGUUACAACCCUUGCUGCGUUGGGAUUCGCGUAUGGAACCGCAGUACGUUUACAUGAUCAAGCCCCACUUUAUCAAGCUGAACUCAAGAGACGCAAGAAUCCCGGCUUUUGGGAUUGA